Molecule: messenger RNA, 5061 nt
Organism: Harpegnathos saltator (Jerdon's jumping ant)
Lineage: Eukaryota; Metazoa; Arthropoda; Insecta; Hymenoptera; Formicidae
Gene: ACXD
Product: Adenylyl cyclase X D
Exons: 20
Coding region: 718-3885 (1055 amino acids)
Biological process (GO): cyclic nucleotide biosynthetic process; adenylate cyclase-activating G protein-coupled receptor signaling pathway; intracellular signal transduction
Cellular component (GO): plasma membrane
Molecular function (GO): adenylate cyclase activity
Source: RefSeq, a predicted model, not a curated record
AUGAAAGCGAAUGAUUUUAAACUCUUCCGAUACAUCGACUUAAAGAAAUGGCAUAAAGGGUGUUCUCCAACGUUACGUUCUACGUCUGCCGCUGUGUGAACUGUUUCGAAAGCAAUAAAUGUGCUGGAAAUAAUAACUCGCCGUGUAUACAUUGCAUAUGCAAUUGAUAGCGAAUGUACACGGUGCAUAUGGUGCACGCGGAACGGUCGGGAGCGUGCGACUGCGCCCGACGAGAGGACGGAUGCGGCUUGUCGUUUUUACGAGCUUAGCCGCAUAAUUUGCGCUCACCACGCAUACAAUUAUCAGAUCGCCGGCGACCGUCGCGAGCGGGCGAACGAACGGAUAAGCCGUGAACACAAGAGACAUAUCGCCGUGACAUACUCGUCAAUUGAGAAAAAAGGAACAAGUGCCUUGCUGAUUCUCGUACUGAUUCGCGUGCUGUGGUGCAUCCUGCGAAAGUAACGUGACGUGAGAGAGGAACGAAAGCGUAUCGAGAUGGUCACCAAUUGUCAGCAAUUGCCAUUUACUCGACCAUCAAGUGCGUCCGUGUGUUCACAAGUUACAGCGGAGGAAGAACAUUCAGUAUCCUGCGCAUUCAUUUAGAUCGUUGCGAAUCUACCUUCGAAACAAUUCAAGUACAAGAGCCUGGAAAAGCUGUACACAAUUUAUCAGAGGAGGCUUCAAUAUGGUUAUCUCUCGCUGUUCGUUUUGCUGCAAAUGGUGCUCAGAUUUACAUAUUGCCUGACUUUGAUCGGGAUGGCCUCCACGUUCGAGGAAUGCCUACCGGACGUCGUGGUCUACUGUACCAUAGGCGCCCUGCUCUGUCCAGUGAUCGCCUUGUCGUUUAGAUCGAAGAUCAUCGCGAAGAACACGUACCUGCCGGUCAUGUUAUCCUGCCUGAUCGUUGUGCUCCUGGUCAUCGGCGACUUGGCGAUUCCUCUGUUUUACAACUACGCCACCGAGAACGCAACGUCGAUAAGACCGGCAUACGCGACGCACGCGCUUCUCGCGUGCUACGUGUUCCUGCCGCUCACGGAGAAUCUUCACGCUUUCGUGCUCGGCAUUACGGCCACCAUGUGUUACCUGGCGACCCUGUCGUUAAUCACCUACAGAAACACGGCCGAUUACGUUACCAAGAUCGUCACCGACACAAUAUACUUCGUGUGCGUGAACGGGCUUGGACUCUACUUCAGAUUCAUGAACGAGGUCGUUAUCAGACGCUCUUUCCUGGACCGGCGAAAAUGCGUCGAAUCCACACUCAGGCUUAACUAUGAAAAGGACCAAGAGGAACAAUUGACGCGGAGUAUACUGCCGCAACACAUAGCGGCGAAAAUCAAGAAAGACUUCAGGGACAUUUUCAAGUUCAUAGAGGAACACAAGAAACCACCGCCGAAAGGCAGGCCGCACAAUGAUCUGUGGGUGGAGACGCACGACAACGUGAGCAUCUUGUACGCAGAUGUGGUGAACUUUUCCGGCCUGACCGUAACGUUGCCGAUACGGAAACUUGUGGAAACCUUGAACGAUCUGUUCGGCAGCUUUGACGAGGCGUCGGAGAGACACAAUGUACUCAGAAUCAAGUUCUUGGGCGAUUGUUACUACUGCGUGAGCGGUGUGCCAACGCCAAAUUCUCAGCACGCCAAGAGCUGCGUUGAUCUCGGCCUGGACAUGAUAAGAAUCAUCAACGAGGUGAGGGCGCGAGUACGUCGCGAGAGCGGCGUGGAUGUGAAUAUGAGAAUCGGUGUGCACUCUGGCAACAUAAUAUCCGGAAUCUUGGGCGCGAACAAGUGGCAAUACGACGUUUGGUCGCGCGAUGUGGUAAUAGCGAAUAAGAUGGAGCAAACCGGCAAACCCGGCAAGGUUCAUGUGACGCAACAGACGCUGGAUCUCGUGGACCGAAGCGAAUACGAUUGUGUGCCGGUCGAGACGCUAAACGACGAGGUUCUCAGGAAAUACGGCAUACGUAGCUACCUCAUCACGCCAUCCUUACCGGACACAUCGGUCCAGCAGAACAGCGAGAACACUUUGACGGUCAUUAGAUCGGACUCGCCGCCACCGGCUAACAAGCAUUACGUCAAGUUCUACAACACACGUUCCAACACCAAUAUCAGCACCAACUCCAGAACAAGUAGGCGACUGACGUCCACGUUGAACAAUCAGGCGGAUGUUUUCGCGACCACAUACAGACGGAGAACGCACUUUAUGGACUCCUGCCUGCGAGAUUAUCACCUGAUGCUAAAGGCGGCAGACGCGGAAAUGGAGAACGCUAUCAAUCAGAUGCCUCUCAGCAAGUGGGAACAGUGGAGUAGAUGGGAGCACAUAAAUCCUCUCCUUCUCACAUUUCGUCAGUGGAGCUGGGAGAUUCCGUUCCUGCGCGAGCCGGAUCCUCUCUUUAAAUUCUACAUAGGCUGUGCAGUCUUCGUGCUGAUCUUUAUGGGACUUAUUUACCUCGUGCCAACGUUUGUGCUCUCCAGGUGGCAUCUAUCUACAACUGUCGGUUACGCAUCGGCAAUGUUAUUCCUGAUAGCUCUAAUGCCGCUCACAUGGAUGCACUUUUUGUGGAAUCGUUUCAAGGAUCCGCAUGACGAACAUGAGGGCCACGUUCCGCAACCGCGCAACAAACUGUUGUACUUUUUGUACCAGACAAGCAUAAAGGUCGUAUGGUGCUCCUUACUGAGGACAAUUUUGUAUCUGGUGAUUACGAUAAUGCUGGCGGCAUGCGCGAUGUUCGACAUGAUUUUCGAGUGCGAAAACGUGGAUCGAUCGAAUAAUGUGACCUCCAGCGUGACAGCGAUUGAUUCCAAUAAGCUGAAAUGCAUAUCUACACCUUGGCAAAUGACGGAAACUUGCUCGCUGGCGAUUCUCACAAGCUUCCUCUUCUUGAGAGUCCACUAUGCUUUGAAAUUCGUGAUAGGUAGCAGCGUAGUGGCUUUCUAUGCGUGGAAUGUCUCGGUGCAUCGGUCGAAUAUAUUUCAGUCGGGCGACACGUGGAGUCCUCAAUUGGAUCCUAAAGUGGCGCACGUGUUGAGCGUGGUGUUCCUCACGUUUUCAUUACAUCUUAUCGAUCGUCAGGCAGGGUAUCUGAGCAGACUGGACUAUCAAUGGAAACGUCAGCUGACGAAAGAACAGGAUGAAGCAUUUCACACGAGGAACGCCAACAAGCUUUUAUUACGUAACAUCUUGCCAGAACACGUCGCGGAAUUCUACUUGAACAUGAACCGAACCGAGGAAAAUGAACCUUAUCACGAGGCUCACAGCAACGUCGCCGUAAUGUUUGCGUCUCUGACCGAUCUGUCGAUCGAUGAAAGCAACAUACUAAUCGAUCUAAAUGAGAUCAUCUGUGAAUUCGACAAGCUGCUCUUCGAGCCAUAUUUUGUGUGCCGUAUUGAGAAGAUAAAAAUUGCAGGCACAACGUAUAUGGCAGCUUGUGGACUGGAGGCGAGCCGACGCGACUCAAUGCGUAGCACCGAGAGCGACGGGAAUCACGACGAUGACGUGGUCAAGGUGAUGGCACAAUUUGCCGUGCAAAUGAUGUCGGUGCUCGACAGAAUAAAUGGAAGAUCCCUCAGCAAGUCGAAACCGCACAAAUUAAGAAUCGGAAUUUCCCACGGAGAGGUUACAGCCGGCGUGGUGGGAGCCCAAAAGCCAUUGUACGAUAUUUGGGGCGAUGCUGUUAACAUGGCAUCCAGAAUGGACACUACCGGACUACCGGGAAAAAUACAGGUGACAGCGGAUACAGCCGCCGUUUUGGAACAACAAGGUGUCAAAUGUCACUUACGCGGCGAGACGUGGGUCAAGCCGAAAGGAUAUGUCACGACGUAUUUUGUAGGUGUCGAUGAGAAGCGAACGUUGGAAAGGGCGGAUUCCGUGGAAGAGACUUCAUUGUGACGAAAAACACACGAUUCGGACUAAUUUUACUCAAUUGAGCUCGUCGUCUUCUGAUCGAUAAAUCGUUUAAAGCAUGCAGGGUGUACAGACAGUCGUUUUCGCAUACUAAUAUUAACGUCAUAUUAAUAUACUAAUGUGUCUGCAGUCUAAAAUGGAGAGAUAUUUGAUGCAAUGUCACAGAUUUUUCAUUUUUUCAGCGUCGUUUGUCGCUGACAUAAAAAGUGACUCGCGCGUUACACCCUGCAAUGUUUGAGCGAACACAAGAAAUCGAAGAAACCAAAGAAAGUGCGAGAGAUCAAAGAAUGCGGUAAAUGAGAGAUAACGUGCGAGAAUACGUUAACAUAAAAAGUACCUCAAACGAUACAGAUUUCACUCGGAUUCGCGAUGUGCGUUACUAUUUACGCGGGUCACACUGUUAUCGCCAGGUUGCAAUACUAUUGCUGUUAAUCAAAAUGGAAGGGAUGCGUGCGCAGUUGACAGCAACAGUGUCUUCUCUUAUCAUACACGGAUAAUGGUAUCGCGAUACAAUUUAGUGUACGCAUCGUUAUCCGCAUAUGAAGAUCAUCGUUGUAAUAUUUGAUUCCGCUCGGUCGAAUAAUUACGGCCAAAAAAGAAAAUGGUCGUGUAAUUUAUCAUUUAUCUGUUAGUACGUAACUAUCGAUCACGUGUUGAUGGAAUGCACGCGGGAAAUACAGAAACUUUUUUUCGGUGUACAGUUGACUGAGCGAAUUUACGAUAAAUUUGAAAUCAAUUCAAAGAUAAUUAAUCGUCAUAAAAUGUUACUAUGUCGACACUUUACAUCUUUACGAUACUAGGAACGUCACUUUCCUCGCGUUCACGAGGUUCGCGAGUAUUUCGUCGAGUGUUGCGACUCAUUUAUUUGCGAGUGAUCAUACACGUUCGUACGUAUCAUGAAACAAAGUCGAGAUUGUGAAAAAGAAACAUGUGUAUAUACACACACACACACACAUACAGAUACGCACGCAUAUACAUACAUACACUCCAUGUGUGUGUACAUGCACACACAUAUAUAUACACAUAUAUGUACAAUGUGUUUAUUUUUAUAUUAUAAAAGCGAUAUCGAUGAAGAGAGAGCGAUCGCUUGCUUGUUUAUUUAUGUAAAUAUCUUUUGUAUAUAUUUUUUAAAUAUUAGAAACAACUGACUAAUGUGAUUGU